AUGGGAUGCGCUGCAGCUAUUCCUAUGAAAAUUACAAUUAGCCCAAAUCUGAAUAGGACUUCAAUUUCUCCAGUUGAUAAUCUAUAUUCGUUAGUUGAAGAAGUGAUACAAGGAGUUAACAAAAUAAAUGCUGGCCUUUCUGUAGCUAUUGAUAAAUUUGAAACUGUAACUGGGCUUCAUAACCCUAAAAGAGGUUUAGCUUGUGGAGUUCUUGCAUUACUAGGGUGCAUUGCUGCAUACCUAGAUGGCAAUUUAUUGAAAGUAUACAUAGUUUUAUGGCAUUUACCGAUUUCCUUAUAAUUUUUCUUUAAUAUACUAUUCAUCAUAAAUUUAUAUAAACUUUCAUAUUUUGGAUUGCACUCCUGGGAUUAGCAUGGAUUUCUCAAAACUCUCAGAAAAUCUAUCAAAUGAUUUUAUGCUGUGGGUAAUGGUAACUAAAGAGAUAGAAUCAGCAGUAGAAGACUAUGAAUGCUUACUUCCCUGCCUCGUAAGCAAAGAAAAUUUUUUGUUCGCUCACAAAGGGGGGUUAAUUAAUUUUUAAACAUUUAUAUAUAAAUUACAAAAAUAAAUUUGAAAAAAUUUUAAAGCAAAUAUUAUUUCAAUUUGUAAAAAUUUAAGUUUUAAAAUGUAAAUUUUUUGAAAUUUAACAGAAUUAGCUCAAGAUUUAACUAUAAUAAUUAUCAAAAUAUUUUCGAUAAAAAAUUUUUGUUCACUCACGGAGAGCAGGCUUAGGCCGAAAAAUAGGAUUUUAUAAUAGUUUUGUAGCUCACAGAGAGGGAGUUAGCAGUCAAAUUUAAAUCGAUUAUUGAAUCAUAUCAAGAUGUUGCCCUAUCGUUACAGACAGAAAGAAGCAAUUAUGAAAGCCAAGAGUUUUUAAAGCUGAAGGGAAUUGCCAAGGAGAAUAAAAUUAAGUUAAAAGAGAGUGCAGAGUUUUACGGAGAAGUUUUAGGGAAAAUUAAAAAUUAUAUGAGUGAGCUAGAAGGAAUACAGCAUGGGCUGCAAACACAAGAGCUGACGUUAGAAAUUUUAAGGAUUGGGCAGCAUGCGAAAAAUAGAGAAAUUGAUAAUCCGGUCAUAUUGAUGGAAAAAAUAGGAGAUUAUAUAGAAGAUGUUUCGAAUAGGUAUAUGUGUUUUACAAUUAAUUAA
This is a messenger RNA of Blepharisma stoltei, 1146 nucleotides long. NCBI's taxonomy places the organism in Eukaryota, Ciliophora, Heterotrichea, Heterotrichida, Blepharismidae. The record is from the annotation of a GenBank genome assembly.